Messenger RNA from Caretta caretta (loggerhead turtle), 1889 nucleotides. RefSeq lists its product as uncharacterized. Gene Ontology annotation, molecular function: RNA binding. NCBI's taxonomy places the organism in Eukaryota, Metazoa, Chordata, Testudines, Cheloniidae. The record is from RefSeq and is a predicted model, not a curated record. Gene Ontology annotation, biological process: mRNA processing. Gene Ontology annotation, cellular component: nucleus; cytoplasm.
CUGGAGACGGGCCCCGCGUGCGUGCCUGGGCUCGGUGCAAGAAGCUGUGUGCGGGGAGCGGGCUGCGCCUGCCCUGCGAUGGCGCCUUAGGGGCUGCGGGCUCCGCGUGCAAUGGCCGAGUGUGCGGGGGAGAUCGUGUACCAGAAGGAGGGGCACCAGAAUGCCGACUGCACAGCGUCCGAUGACUGCGCUCUGAUCCGCUCCUACGACCGAGCCAUCCGCUCCUGUAAGGACACCCUGGGAACUGGCGACAAGGACCAGGCAUCCAAGAGCUCUGAGUCUUCAGCCUCCAGCGGGGCCGAGAGUGAAGGAGAUGUGGAGGAGGAGGAGGAAGAGGAGGAAGGCUCCCAGUGGAAGGUGGGUGACACGUGCUGCGCCGUCUGGUCCGGAGAUGGGCUUCUCUACCCGGCUCACGUCGUCUCCCUGAGCGAGGAGGGGGACGCCUGCGUGGUGGAGUACGAGCUCUACGGCAAUCGGGAGGAGCAGAGGCUGCGGGACCUCUUCCCCCCCGACGAGAGCCCAGACGACUCGCUGGAGCCCCGGAGAAUGUGGAAGGCGGGCGAUGCCUGCAGCGCCAUCUGGUCGGAGGACGGGCUGCUCUACCCGGCCACUGUGCGGUCGGUGGACGCCGCGGCGGGGACGUGCCUGGUGGAGUUUGUCGGCUACGGGAACAAGGAACAGCAAGUGCUGGAGGAGCUGCUGUCCCCGUGCGGGGCCGUGGAUGGGGACCUGGGCAGCUGGAGGGCUGAAGCGGACGCCCCUGGAGUGCCCAGGGGAUGCAGCCCCAGCUUCCCCCGCGAGCCGCCCCACAGCUGGAGGAGGCCGAGCACGAAAGGGGAGUGGGCGCAUUACUUCCCCCCGCCGCCCAAGAGCGGCUCCUGGUGGCCUGGUCCCUUGCUGCCCUUUGGCCCCCGGCCCCGCAGAUCCGCCUGCCCCCCGGUCAUCCCUCCCCCUCCACCGCUGCUUCUGGACCCGCUGUGCGCGGAGGACGAUGAGGGGGGCGCCCUGGCCUGCAUGCUCCUGGCCUGGUACAUGAGCGGGUACCACACUGGCUUCUACAUGGGACUCAGACGAGGCCGGGCGGAGGCGGCAGUCCCCCCUGCAAAGCAGGGACCACGGUGGAAGAAGUCGUCCCCGCGCAGUUAGGGGCAGGUUGGGUUUGCACUGUGUGGACACUGGGGGGGGAGCUGAGAUGCUGGGGGUGUUUACCGGGCACUGGCUCCUGGCUGUGGGGCAGGAAGUGAGCAGGUCCAUGUGGCACAGGGCUCUUCCUCGCCCCCAGAUCUGCCAGUGCCCCUCAGUCUUUAUCCCUCCCCCCCCAGCCGGCUAUUCCACCAGGUGCCUGCGGACGUGGCCAGUUGUGCCAAGCUGCGCCGUGAUGUGGAUAAACCUCCCCUGGAAGCGGAUGAGUCCUUGUGGCCCGCUCUGCCCCACGCACGGCAGCCCCUGCACCCCAGGGAUCUCUAGGGCAAUCCAUCCCUCUGCUGCCUUCACAGGCUCCUCCCGUCAGCGGGGAAGCUUUGGGGGAGCCCCCCCGCAGGAGGUAGGAGCGUCACCUCGUCUCCUCCCCCUCAUCCCUCCCCCGUUCCUCCUUGCAGCUGGGUCUGGCUUCUUGCUCCGCCCCGGCAGGCUGGAGACAGCGGCACCGUCGGCCAGAGGUUUCCAUGCUGGUGCCGGUGCUCAUGCUUAGAGGACUGGGACUCUGCAGUGCUGGGUACCAGCUCACCGUGCACCCCGGGGAGGGAGAGGACGGAGGCAGCCUUGGUCCCGCGCUGGCUCCGAGCCUGGCUGGCGUCCUGGGUGUGGAGGCAUCGCUCCCCAGCGGCAGGCGUGUGCAGACGGGAGGGCUGGUGCCCGUCGGUGGUUUCCAAUAAAAGGUGUUUGUCAGA